Mus musculus (house mouse) is the source of this 3979-nucleotide messenger RNA. RefSeq names its product R3H domain and coiled-coil containing 1 like (gene R3hcc1l). The coding region runs from base 68 to 2395 and encodes 775 amino acids. The record is from RefSeq and is marked validated. Lineage: Eukaryota; Metazoa; Chordata; Mammalia; Rodentia; Muridae. The transcript has 7 exons.
GGAAGAGCAGGCGCUUCAUGGUGGCAGCGGAAGCGGAGAGCGACAGCGUCCCGAUUGAAGUGGUGCCAUGCAGCAAGAAGCAGAGAGAUGUAGAGUUCGAACCAAAAGGCCUGACAUGGCACUCUAUGUACCUAAAGCUCGAAGGGGAACAGCUCUCCUCAAGUCAAGUGACCAGGAGGAAGGCCAUGGGCCUCCUGCCUUUGUGCCAAAAGAUCAAAAAGAAGGUUGUCUUCCCCAGAAGAUCUCUGCAAGUAAACCCGAGUCCCAGAGACGAGGUGCAGGCCAUUCUGAUAGGAAGGAUGUUGACUGUAGGGAAGGAAAGAGAUCUGCAUCACAACUAAGGAAAGACAGGUGCCCACAAAAACAGAAUAAAGAGAAGGCUUGUUCUAAGAAAGGAGCUGAAGAAUCCACAGAAGCCUCAUCCCAAGAACAUCAACACAGAGCUCCCGACGCUGGGAUUGUAUCUAGUAUACCUUUACAAAGACUUUUUAAACCAAAGGACAUGGACUGUUGGGAAGUUCAGACUGCGGGAGCGACAGGACACUGGCGGGUGUCUCCAUCUCAGUCUUCCUCAGAAGUCAGUGCUGCUCAGGUUCCAAGCAGACCAUUCCAGAAUGUGGAACUCUGUGAUUUCAGUGGGGAAACUUUUGUAAAUAGAAAUUUGGAAAGCAGCAUUGUAACUGAGGCCAAAGUUCCAGAGCUAGUCUCCCAAUUUCCUCAAGUUGUUACCACUCUGCUGAAACCAGAUGGUAUGGCUAUGCCAGUAACACUAAGUUCUGAUUCUGAAACUGCACCAUCCAGUCUGGAAACACCAGAUGGGAUGUCAAAGCACAGUCCUGGGGACAUCUCUGUGGUUUCUGUUCCUGGAGGUCCAGAUGAAGAUGUUGAUUCAACUUUUGUAGACUUUGAAGUUGAGAGUGAGGGUACAGUCAACAGUACAGAGUCUGUCUUGGGUCAAAAAGGUGUAGAUUCCAUUCUUGAGACUGUGGAUAACGUUUCUCUUAAAAUGGCGGUAGUCAGCAAAUUAGAGAGCACAAAUGGCACUAUUGAUCCAGCAGUGACUAGAGAAUGUGAGAGUGACAGCUCUGCUGAUGAGUUAUGUGUAAAGUCUGAACCUUCUGAUACAGCGGUCCUCGUGCAUGAAAUAGACACAGAUGAUGGAUUUAGGAAUGUAUGUGACAGUACCAGCAAGGCUUGUAUGGUGGACAUUGCAGGUACAGCUUGUGACCCUGUAACUGAAGGCAGCUCUUGUACAGGUGCAGUUGGAGAAUCUGGUGAGAGUAGUGGCAACAUGAGAAAUUUCUCAGAUUAUAUAGAAAUGAGUGCAGAUGUAGCUCCACUUGAUAGAGCUAAGAGUGAGAACGACUCUGAAAACAUUAGCAGCCUAAGUGCUUGCUCAGAUAUUUAUGCUGAGAGUAUUGCAUCUGGUUUUACAGAGUCAACAGGAAAGUUGAUAGAAAGUGUGUCAGAUGGUGCUUCCUCUUUACCCAUAAAGAAGACUGCUGAUAGUAAUAUUGCCACUUGUCUGGACUCUGAACUGAGUAUGUCAGAUGCAUCAGACGUACUUUUGGAGAGUGCCUUGGGCAGUGAUCUGGAUACCACUGAGGAGAUGACAGAGGCCUUGCACGACCUAAAAACUGCUGAAGAGUUUAAAACAAAAGAGGAAGAUUACUCAGAGAGUGUAGUGUGUGGCAUAUCAUUUUCUGAUUCAUCUGUGGAAACAUCUGUAGAUCUAAAAACAACAGACACUUCUCACAUACAAGGAAGUAGUGCUGUGGAGGAAAGCUGGGAAUCUAUGUUUAAUGAUGAUGGUGAUUGUGUAGAUCCACGUCUUCUACUAGAGUUAUCUGGGAAUGUGAAGAACAGAAAAAGCAUCCAGGAGCCUAGAUUUGAUUAUUACAGCCAUGAACUUCCUGAUAUUGACCUCAGUGAAUGUGAAUUCCCACAUGUCAUUGAAAUUUAUGAUUUUCCUCAAGAAUUUCGUACAGAAGACCUUUUGCGGAUUUUCUGCAGUUACCAAAAGAAAGGAUUUGAUAUUAAGUGGGUAGAUGACACACAUGCCUUAGGAGUUUUCGCCAGCCCAAUCACAGCUCGCGAUGCCCUGGGUACUAAACAUACCAUGGUGAAGAUCCGGCCCUUGUCACAGGCCACAAGAGCAGCCAAGGCCAAAGCUAGAGCGUGUGCUGAGUUUCUCCAGCCAGCAAAGGAACGACCUGAGACUUCAGCAGCCUUAGCCAGAAGGCUAGUCAUCAGUGCCCUUGGGGUUCGAAGCAAACAGAGCAAAACUGAACGGGAAGCAGAGCUCAGGAAACUGCAGGAAGCCCGAGAGAGAAAACGGUUGGAAGCCAAGCAACGGGAAGACAUCUGGGAAGGCAGAGACCAGUCUGUGGUUUGAAUAUCAGUUCCUGAAAGGAAUGAAUCCAUGAUUGGGAAGUGGUUGAUAUUCUUGAGACAAGAGGAUCUUUCCAGAGCUGUGCACAUGCAGAUGAGCAUGUUAAAGAAAACAUGAACAAAACAGACGACUUGGAGAACGAGGGUCCAGUCCUCACUCUUGAAUUCAGACCUGUCCACUGUGACAGAGACGUUAAAAGGAACUGUCAUGUGGGAAGGAAAAUGGAAGUGGCUUCUAAGCGUCCUGGGUGGAGCAGGUCAUCUUCAUGUGGGUCAGGCCUCCAGGAAGUCUGAAGCAAAUGUAAAGCAAAACAGGAUUCAAGCCUGCAGUGAUAGGAGUCGGAGGUCCGUGGCAGGGCAGGGCGCUCCUUAGUACUUCUCAGAGUUGAGAACUGCAGGAUGAGGGGCAGCAGUAAGACAGGGAGAGGAAACAGCUCACAGACAGGAGUGCCUGGUGCACUCAGCCCGUACAGAGACUACACUGCUGGCCCAGAACUCCAGAGCCCCUGAACCGCAGCGCAUCGUGGGUGUUUGUUCCUGAGUGUGUACUAAGCUUGGGGCCUGGUACUUGGGCCUGCACAGCAGCCGGGUCUGCUACCUUCCUUCCUCACAAGGACCAGCCCUAGGGAACUGAGUGCCGCUCCAGUUUAAUCAGUGAUAUCUUGUGAGAGGGAAAAAUUAAAGGCUAUUUUAUAACAUAAAUCAUUAUGGUGUUUAUAAAUCUUAACCCCCAUCCAAAAGCCAACAUCAGAAGAAGAAAACAGAAAAACCUGUAAAUGAGUUCUCUAGUCUUCAAGUCUCUGAUGGUGUGCCUGGUUUAGACAGGUACUAACUUUUAUCAGCCCAGUGAGUAUAGUGCUCUCUGUCUUCUCUGCCCUAGAGUAGAUCCCUAAGUGCCGUCGUGGCAGUUCUGUGUGGCAGCUUCUCUUGCCCUCGUCUCCUCAUGCAUCUUCCCUCCAACCUCUUGCGUUGUUUUUCCAUAGCCGUCAAAUCUGACACCCUGCAGGAAACGUCUGGCUCCCAGUGUGUUCUUGGUACGAUCUUAGCCUGUGCCAGAGGGGCUUGGCAAGCAGGCCCAGACCAUGCAGUACAGUGAUGGGCCGAGCCGCCGGACAGCUUAGAGCCACCAGCUCAGCCUUUUCUGUCUCACAGCGGCCUUCUUGGUGGUUUUGGAAAGUCGUUCUGUGCUGAGGAGACGGUAGUGCUGGUCUCUAAGGUGCUGAAGUGGCAGGAACCGGUGUCACAUUGUGUUUUCAACUGGGGCAGAAGUUGCUUUUAUUCCCGUGACAAUGAUGGAUUAUUAGCUUUGUCUAGAACGUGGUAGAAUGGGGCUCUUCAAAUAUCCCUCGAUGACCCUGGCCUUGGCUCUGAGUCCUGACCUGCCCCUCUUGCUAGUCCCGGCUGGAGCUCUGUCACAGUUCUUCAGCAUUGUUUCUUCACUCCAGGCUUGCCUUUCCAGAGGCUCUGUACAGUGCCACCUUCCAUAUGUGGGAAAGCAUUGUUUUCUUGGUCCUCUGUUUCUGCUCAAGUCUUCAGCUGUGUUCACUCUGCUCGCUCUGCUCUGUUUGAGCAGUGAAUACAAUGAAAG